Molecule: messenger RNA, 4379 nt
Organism: Armigeres subalbatus
Lineage: Eukaryota; Metazoa; Arthropoda; Insecta; Diptera; Culicidae
Exons: 6
Coding region: 1375-2316 (313 amino acids)
Biological process (GO): motor neuron axon guidance
Source: RefSeq, a predicted model, not a curated record
UGCAAUUGCCUCGGUCGUAGAUAGGACAAGCCGCGUGCUCAGGACGUAUACUAAUUUCGCGGUUAACGCUCUUCUCAAGGCCCGCGCGUGUACAACCACCCUCGUGUCAUCCCGUGCUCGAUCCGUUUUUUUUUCGCAUAUGAGUGAGAAGAUAUCGGAAGAGUUAAUCGAAUUUCCCAUUUCCCGAUGCUGUGUGCCAAUCAAGCGGAUCAAUGUAAAUCCAUCUCAAUUAGGAUCAAUUAAUGUGCGGGACUUUCUAUGAGUGACUGGAGACAGCGUGCAGCGUCCCAUCGCCGUUCUAUAUCGGUGCCACCUGUGCGUCUGGCUGGCACAGUUGUUGCCUCGGGAAAACGCGGUGCAUCGAGUUAGGUGUCUGGUCUGAUCUGUUGAACUGGUCUGGACGCAGUGCCUCGGAGGGAAUCCCACCGUGCGGAUUUACGACGUCGAAUUUCCGCAGUGUUGUGGCAGACAAACCGUAAACAUUACCACGUUCGAAGCGGGAGGCCAAACUUCGUCCGGUAGUCGGUCGGUCAGGUCCGGUGGAUUGGCGUGAAAGUGUGUGCAUUUCGGGGAUCCAGAAGGGGACGCUGCUGGCCGAGAAGAUAUAUCAGUUCGUUUGUUUUAUUUGGAAGUCAUUAAUCACAGCAGGAAGCAUCCGUGUUUUGCCGGGCCAUGACUUGCUCUCCCAAUGGGAGGUGAUUUACGCGGAUGUUUUGUUACAGUUUAAAUACCCGUGGAAAAUAUCGUACCGUGUAGAGGCGCGGAGACCUCGGCGCUAAGGUCGUGGAGUGGAGUGGGGGGCCAUCAGCAAGUGCGAGUGCAAGUGUGCUAUAUUUUCUAGUCGCAGGCAGCACGAGUGAGAUUUUGCCGAGAACGAGGUGCAUCUGAGAUCUAGUGCAUACGAUUUCGAGUGGGAAACGGGUGAAAAUUUAUGUGCGAUACCUGGCUUGGUGCACUUAAUUUUCAAGGCAACCGCUCUAGACUGCCAAGUGUGUAAGCGACGAGGAAAAUCGUGACGUGUAUAAACAAAUGUGAAAAUCUCAGCUUGUAACGCAUUCGUAUCAUAACAAGAUUCCAGUAAUUCCUUCCGGCUGUAGUCCGGUUUAUCGCAGUCGAUAAAAAUUCCCUCGUAAAACCCCAAGCUGUGAAAGUAAUGAUUUAUUUUACACGCCACUGAAAGAUAAAAUCAAUCUCCAUCAUGGUGGCCGUACACCUCAACGACCACCGCCUUUCGUGAGCAGUAAACAUUGUAGUUAAUCACAACGCACAGAAUAUUCAGGACGGACGGAAAAAAAUAAAACCAUCCCAGGGCGGAAACAACGAUUCAUCAAAAUUCUUCCAAUCAUUCCCGGCUCGAGCAGAACGGAAUAUGAGAUGUGGUGUUUGCUAAUGCUGCUGCAAAUCUUUCUUGUUAAAGAAACAGCCUUCGGAAUCAAGCUGACGGAGGUACGAGUACCGAAGCACACCGUCAAGGAUCACCCGGUUCGACUCGAGUGCCACUACGAGAUGGAGGGCGAUGCACUGUACGCCGUGAAGUGGUACAAGGACGGCAACGAAUUCUAUCGCUACGUGCCAAGAGAUAAUCCGCCCAUCCAAGUUUUCGACCUGAAAGGAAUAAAUGUAGACGAGCAGAAUUCAUCCAACGUGCAAGUAGUGCUGGAUCCGGUCGAAUUGGCCUCCAGUGGGAAGUAUCGAUGUGAGGUGUCAGCCGAAGCCCCAUCGUUCCAGACUGUGUCCGAGCACGCAGAGAUGACUGUCGUUGUUCUUCCCGACGAGGACCCCCACAUAACAGGCGGAAAGCCUCGCUACCAGAUUGGUGACUACGUGAGGGUUAACUGCACAUCCGGUCGCUCGAAACCCGCAGUUCACCUGACCUGGUAUAUCAACAGCGAGCCAGCAGACCACGGGCUUGUAAGACAAUACGAGCCCGUCGUUUCCGGUGCAGACCGGCUCGAAACCUCCAUCUUGGGGUUGGAAUUCCGUGUCAAGCCAAAGCACUUCAAGCGAGGCGACAUGAAACUGAAGUGUCUCGCAACAAUCUCCACCGUCUAUUGGAAGAGCAACGAGGAAAGCGUCGAAGGCGACAAACCGCAGAAAGCGCCGAUGCUCGAAUCGCGGAAAGCUGUCGCCUCCAACACCCGGGCGGAUCGCGUUCAAGCAAACAACAGUGCUCCCAGUGCAAGCAUCAGCGACUCCUUACUGGCAGCUUAUUCUGCCCUGUUGGUAAUCAUCACUGCGGCAUCGGCAUUAUCACUUACGUCCUGCGGUGGGCUCCAGAGGCCGCCCCAAUUCAGCAGUCAACUAACGCUAAGGUAACUAACAUCCAACAAAGGAACGAAAAGUAGUCAGCAGCAGCACACACACAAAAACCUACACAUCCAAACAAAUCUAACUAUCUGAACUGUGUAAUUCGAUUAAGGCAAAAACCAAAAUUUUAACUUGAAAACAAAACUAUUAAAAUGAGGUUAGGACGGACAUCCAAGAAGGAGCGAAAUUCAAAAGGGUCGAGCGAUAAAGUUUCAUAGAUAAGGUUAGGUUUUAUCUUCAGAGGUUUUGCACGCGUGCGGAAUAAAGAAUGACUGGGCAACGGAUGAAUGAGAGAGCGUAGUUCCUUAACGGACUGUUGUUUUAGAUAAUUAAGUUAUGGGAUGAAACGAUAAAUCGACAUAAAUGUAGCAACGAUACACUACUGUGUGGAACGAAUGUGAUCAAAAGCUGGGAAGUAGCGAAUGUGGAGCUUGAUUGUGAACUAGCUGGUAGAAACCGUAAUUUAUUAAUAAUGUUAUCUAUAGCGAGAGAGAGAAACUUUCCCAUUUCGUAUGCAAGUAAAUCAAAUUAAAUUUCGAUUCAAACUGCUGCCACCUUGCGAAAAACCGAUGGGAUUAGAAAGAUUGGUAAGCCGGAAAACCCUAUGCUAAUGAUUUCAUCGUGGUAAAUAUCUUCAUUUCGUUACAUUAGACUACCGCCAAAGUCUGUUUGAAGAAAGCAAAGAGUAAACGAUAGCUAGGUAUACGUUUUCAGUUGAUUUAGUUAAACAGCAUUAUCAUUUGAAUGUACUCUGUGUAAAUAAAGCCGAUUUUCACCCUACAUGAGACCACACCCUUCUUCCCGAUGCGCAGCCCUGCUUCAGUCUCGUUCGUCAUGCAUCGUCGGGGUGUUGUAUAACAUUUUUAUUUGGAAGCCCCAACACCGCACAGGAAAUCGCGAGAAUCGUGCACGAAAUCAGGAAAUAGAUUUUCCUUCUCCUUUCCGAUCUUCCUCCGGUGAUCCGCGCCGACAGUCGAACACCGCAGCCCGUUGCGUGUUUGUUUCAAACACCUCCUAAAUUCCACCCUCACCUUCGAUGCAGGUAAAUCUAAAUAUCAGGUGAGGCGAACGGAAAACCGCCACGUCUCACCUCGGCUGGCAGUGAAUAGGGCCCUCUGUCUCUCUAUCUCCAACAGGGUUACGGGAACAGCUUCGUUGGUAAACGAAUUCAUGGUUGAUGAAAUUGAUGUUGAGGAGUUUUAAUGUAGAUAAUUAUAAAAUAUCCUCAAAUUAAACACCUAAUCAUCUCAAAUAGUGGUUUUUAUUUUUCAAAUGACUAUAUUGUACGAGACCUCACAUAAUAAGCGUGCAACACCGGAAUAGAACCAAACGACAGUGACUGAAAUAGGCCGUGUCCGAAUUGGUAUGCCCUGCUUUUACCCAUAACGACAAAGUUUCCUCAUGAUUAUUCCUUCUCCAUCCAUCGGGAAUUCCCAGGAGCCCAUUGUUGGUUCACAGAAGGAGUGUACAGCAAACCCGAAAGCCAAAACGACCGCACUCGAAUCCGUGGUGGAGAAACCUAAAAAUUAAAUUCGACAUCAUGCUGUCGAUAGCUGUUACCGAUGAAAUAUUGAAAAUAAUGCUGUUAUUCGGAUACCGAAAUCCGUAAAAAGCGACCGCACAUACAAACAUAUAAUUUCCAGCAGUGCGGAUGGACAGACGGGCAGAAUCAGCGACGCAACAAACACAAUAAACCCCAUACAUUUGUACCGUUGAAUUAUGGGAUGUCGACCUGGAUGUGCUAUACGGAAAUGGAGCCGAUAGCGGGAGGGGAAUGUGGUGUAUAGUGGGUGGGUGAUUUAAUUACUCGAUGGAUUCGCUGAUUGUCUCGGGUAAUGGAGAAUGGCUCAUCACUUUUUUUUCAUGCUCGAAAGUAGGAUUGUGCAUUAGUCGAUUAGCUCUAGUCAUGGAAUUGUAAGGAUGGCUACGCUUCCAUUAUUUUUCAUAUGGUGGUCAUCUUCAAAAAAUGGACUUGUCUUAUGUGACAUGAGAAUCAUCAAGUGACCGUACCAAAUUUAGUUCUUUCCGAUUCUUUGUUUAUGUAUAAACAAUACUCCCUAAAUAUAAAUCUU